AGGUUGCAUUGAGGGCCAGAGCUGGGCAGUAAAGACAAUGUACGGCACAAUCAAGCAGCCAGAUGUUGCUCCUAACUAAAGACAAGUUAGAUUUGAAGGGCCUAACUAGCAAUGGGGAGUCUUGUUGCUCAUCUGUUUCUGCUCCUGCUGAUCUCCACGGGACACGUCUAUGGAGUGUCAUUCUAUGGGGAUGGAUACAUCCACUUGCGGACAGUGGAGGCGUCCAUUCAGACGUUGCUCCAUGUGCGUUUUCGAACCUCCAGUCCGGCGAGCAUGCUGUUUCUGGCAGCCGGACGCCGAGACUUCCUGCUGCUGGAGCUCCUCUCUGGGCGCCUGCAGGUCCGUUUGGACCUGGGCUCAGGUGAGCGUUCACUACAGUCAGAAAUGGGCAUCCAUCUUGGCGACCUGGCGUGGCACACCGUGGAGCUGACCCACGACCACCACAACGUCAACAUGACCGUGGACCGGAACUCUCAUACCAGCCUUCGUAUGCCAGGACCAGAUCUGGAGCUCAGUGUGGAGGACGGACUUUUCGUUGGCGGGACCGCCGGACUGAAGCACCCAUUCCUUCUCAACAUCUCUGCUGGGUUUCGAGGCUGUGUAGAUGAAGUAGUGUUCAAUGAGCACAACCUGUUGUCUAGCCUAAGGCCUUAUUCUGGGUACACGAGCGUCCACGAGGUCUCUCUCGGCUGCAGUCCACAGUUUUCGGCAACAGACGUAGAUUCUGUUAGCUUUUUCAGCUCUAAAUCUUUUAUCUUUCUCCCGCCGUGGGAAAGGCCACAAGAGGGAGUGUUUGAAUGUGAAAUGUACCCUUCUGCGAGAGAAGAAGAUGGCAUGGUGCUGUAUAGCUCUGGCCACCAGGGGGGAUUUGUUGCCAUCGAGAUCAGAGAUGGUAACAUGGUGGCAACGAUAGGAAAUGGAGAAAGCAGUAAGGCUGAGCUGCGUUCUCGAACGCAUGUUCACAGCAACCACACAUGGUACCCCAUCCGGCUGCACCUGCUGCCCAACAGCAUCCAGCUGAAGGUGGGUGAGGAGUUGGUUCAGGCCACCCUGAGUCUGGAGCUCCAGGACAUCCAGCUCAAUGGGCCUCUCUUCCUGGGAGGGCUAGAUGAAGAAGCACGGGGAGAGGCAAGGCGCGCUGGGUUGUUGUCCGCUGUCCCUGGGGGUGAACCGGCGGGCCGAGGAGGGUCCUUUAAAGGGUGCCUCCGAGAAAUUAGGGUGAACACUCAAAGAACAGGCCUUCCUCAUGCCACCAUCACCAAGGACAUCACUGUAGGCUGUAAGACGGCGCAAGUUCCAGAUGCGGCGUCCACCACCAGCCCAACAGAUCAUCCCGAGUUUGAUGUCAUCACCAAACAACCAAUUGCCAACAAUAAGAAGAACAGUAACUUUCUGUUGCUGAGAAAGCUAGAAGUUUUGGAGGGAGGCCGGGCAGCACUGGAGCCCAAACACAUGAGGGUGAAUCUGGAUUUUCGGAAAUUGGGCAUUCAUCCAUCUCGAUUGAUGUUCCGCAUUGAGGGGCAGCCUGUCCACGGCCAGCUCCGGCUGGACCUCAGUCUCGACACUGAUGGGAUUCUGGGCGAGGGGCAGGAGAGGACUAUCACAAUAGGAGAGAUUGACCGCACGUUCAGUAUGCUGGACUUGUGGCAGGGCCGGGUGAUAUACAUUCACAGUGGUUCAGAGGACCAGAAGGACUUCUUCAUGUUUUCGGUGUUCUCCAUCAAUAAGAAGGCGCUUCCUGUAUUUCAAAAGGGUAAGCGCCUGCAUCGGUUUGAUAUCAGCGUCAGUCCUGUUAAUGAUGCGCCGGUGCUCAGCCUGCCGGAGGGAAACCUGUUCACGUUGUUGGAGAAGUCCAAACGACAGCUGACAACGGAUGUGCUGAGGGUGUGGGACCCUGACAGCAGUCGUGCAGAGCUGGUGUUCAGCUCCCUGGGAGACCUCAACACUGAGGUUGGACAUCUUGAGCACCAGGAAUACCCUGGCAGGGCCAUUAACUUGUUCUCUCUGAAUGAUCUGGAGGAGGGUAAGAUCUUCUUUGUCCACACUGGGGUCCCCACCUCCCGGCUGGCGCUCAGGGUCAGCGACGGGCUGAAGUUGAGCAACACGGUAGUUUUAAGGAUCAUGGCGCUGUCCCUCGAACAUAAACUGGUGAAUAACACCGGACUGGAGGUGAACCAAGGCGAGGCUUCCAUCAUCACAACCACUCACCUUGCAGUGCAAGUCAAUCUGAAUCAUCAGGCGGUAGAAAUCCGCUAUGACGUUACAGAGCCGCCACAAUACGGUGAGCUCCAACGGUUGCACUCAAGUGGCGACUGGAAAGCGGCAACUUCCUUCUCUCAGAAACUUCUGGAAAAAGAACGGAUCCGAUACCUCAGUACCUACCGCGGCAUUCAGACUCAAAAGAGCAACAUCACUGAUUACUUCAAAUGUAACAUCAGCAUCGGUUCCCGGGCCACUGAGGAGGUGGUUUUCCCCGUCACGGUACGCUGGAUCCUCUUUAAGGUCACGCGAAGCAAGAUGGAGGUCAACGGUGUUCAGUCUGCUGCCGUCACUCCCAAGGACCUUCAUGUGAUCUCAAAGGGUGUUAAAGUCAAUGAGAGCAACCUCCACUUCAGGCUUCUAACAGUGCCAAAGAAAGGGCAGCUGUUCCUUGACAACAGCGCUCUCCAAAGGAACUCAACCUUCAGCCAAAACGAUGUCACGGAUGGCUUGAUGGAGUACGAGCUGCUCAACACGCCGCAGCAUGACACAAGAGACACCUUCAGCUUUCAGGUGUUUUCAACGCAUGCCGACUCAACAGCUUACGACUUCAGAAUCAACAUCAAAGCCGAGUCGACCGCCAUCACCGUUGUAAACAAGGGCCUUUCGAUCCUGGAAGGAGGAAGUAGAGUCAUCAACAAAGACAUCCUGUUCACUCACACAGCAAGUAACCAGGAGGUGCACUACAGCAUCACGGUGAGCCCCAAGCACGGGCAGCUGAGGAGGAUCAACCUCUCCAACUCGACUUCCAUGAACGAUAACAUUGUGACAUUUACAAAUCAGGAUAUCACCGCGGAGAGGAUCGUGUACGUUCACGAUGACAGCGAGAGCAAGCAGGAUUCCUUCGCUUUUCAAAUGAUGGUUUACAAAGCGAACAAACGCACCAGCAAGAAGGACGACGGGAACUCGGCCGAGCACACCUUUAACAUCUCUGUGCAGCUCGUCAACGAUGAGAGGCCUGUCAGGGUUGUCGAUAAAGUUUUUCACGUAGCUCGCGAUGGGCAGAGGUUGGUGACGUUGCGUGACCUUCGUUACCGGGACGACGACUCUGACUUUGAGGACAAUUGGUUGGUGUACACGCGGAGGGGGAUUCCCAUGGGAGAGCUGGUGCUGUCCAGUGAUACGAGUCACAAGCUGUACGAGUUCACACAGCGGGACCUCGAGCAGAACAAAGUGCUGUUUGUCCACAGAGGUGUGAGUUUUGGGCGUUUUGUGCUUUUCGUAUCAGAUGGGAAACAUUAUGUUUCAACAAUGCUGGAGGUGAGGGCGCAGGAUCCUUACCUUCAGGUCGAGAACAACACGGGCCUCAUGGUCCAGCGAGGUGGGCUCAUAACCUUGACCUCUGCCAACCUCAGCAUCUUCAGCAACCUCGACAUCCGAGACCCGCAGGAAGUGACAUUUGAGGUCUUCCGUCCACCUAAACACGGCAUACUCUGCUUUAAUGAUGGAGAUUGUGUAACAGCAGCCGGCGCAGUUUCAAUAUUCACCCAGCGAGAUUUGGUGGCGGGGCGCCUGGAGUAUCGGCACGACGGCAGCCGUGAGUUGUCAGAUGGGUUCAAUGUAACAGCAAAAAGGAGGGAAACACAUCUGGAUUUUGGAGUGAUGAUAAAAAUCCGCCUAGAAAGCCACCAGAGGCCGCCAACGGUCAUAAGUAAUCAUCCAGUGGUGGUGGCGGAGGGACAGUAUGUCUCCAUAAGCAAGGAGCACUUGGAGGUGGUUCAUGAUGACAGCCAGCCCUCACAGAUAGUUUUUACCGUCCAAAGUCCUCCCACCCUGGGCUUUCUCCAGCGGUUCACCUCCAACGACACGCAUCAGAUCAACAACGGAGAACAGCUGCCCCUCAAUGAAACACAGCCACCUGGCGUCACAGAGCAGCCAACACAUUCCUUCACCCAGGAGGAUCUCAACCAGGGAUGGAUCAUCUACCACCAGCAGGCUGCAGGACGCACCAACGACUCUGUCCUGUUGGAGGCAACCAACGGGGUCACGAGGGUCGGACCUAUCAGGCUAGAGAUUGACAUCAUCCCUAUCCUGCUCCCUCUUCAGGUGUCUGACUUGACCCUCGAUGAGGGGUCGUCCCUGCCACUGACCACUGACAUCAUCAAGGUGGCCAAUCAUCACUUCUCAGGGAUGAACUUCCUGUACCAGGUCAUCGUUCCUCCGCAACACGGAUACUUGGAGCACAGCCGGAUCCCGGGGAUGCCCAUCAGUGCUUUCACUCACACUGAGGUGGAACGUGAGUACAUCUCAUAUAUCCAUGAUGGCAGCGACACACUGAAAGACAACUUUACCAUUGUGGCCAAUCAGACGGAAAUCAGGAAGCACAGUCUGCCCUGCACUGCUCACAUCAAUGUCACGCCGGUCAAUGAUGAGACUCCUGUUGUUUCAACCAACAAGGGGCUGAAGGUGUGGGUGGAUUCAGUGACAGAAAUCACCACAGACGAUCUGAGUGCAGAGGAUUCGGACACUCCUCAGCCUGAGGGACUGGAGUUCAUCGUCACACCACCAAGCAACGGACACCUGGCCCUGAAGGGGGCCCCCUCCAGACAAAUCCUGAACUUCACCCAAAAUCACAUACAGACUGGACAACUGAUGUUCAUGCACAGUGGUGCUUUAUCGGGUGGCUUUCACUUCCAGGUGAACGACGGUGUGAACUUUGCCCCUCGACAGAUUUUCAGGACAACUGCCCACUCCCUGGUCCUCACCUUGCAGAGAAACCAUCCCAUGGAGGUCUACCCAGGCUCUGUGACGCCAAUCUCUGAGCAGGAGCUUCAGGCCGUAACAAACGAUGUCAGCGACAUGAGGAGAAACCACUCGGUGGUGUUUGCAGUAACCGAUCCUCCUAAACUCGGCAGCCUGGUCCAACGUAUGCCCGACAACUCGACGAGAAACAUUGUCACGUUCACACAGCGCAUGGUGAAAGAUGGGGUUAUUCUGUACGACCAGAACAAGCCACAGUCAGUGGGCUGGUCGGCUGCAGACGCCUUCUCUUUCACCGUUUCCUCUCCUCCUGCUUUCCUUCCUCCACACACCUUCACCAUCUUAAUCUCCGAUCAGGCCAACGCGCAUCCCGACAGCCCUCAACACAAGACCAGGCUGCUGAGCAACGCAGGUGCGGUGGUGGCCGAGGGAGGCAGGGUGACAAUUGACCGGUCUAAACUCGAUGCAUCCAAUCUCCUUGGGAAAGUCCCUGAGCCGCACCGGAAGGACCACCACAUCCUGUACCGCCUGAUUUCCCCGCCGCGCCACGGGGUUCUGUCUAUACAUGGACAGAACGUCACCAGGAACCAACCUGAUUUCUCUCAAGUCACCCUAAACAAGUUUGGCGUGACGUAUGUCCACGAUGACUCGGAGACAACGAGCGACAGCUUCACUUUCCGGGCCUGGGUGGCUCCUUUGGAUCUCUUCUCCUCUUCCUCGUCUGCUUUAUCCUCCUCCUCCUCGUCCUCUUCCUCUUCCCCUCUCUAUUCAGCCUCAUCGUCGACCCUUUCGGCAUUAGAUGUUGGUUCUCAGCGCCGUGCCACGGACAGCCUGGAGGUGACGGAGACGUUCAACAUCACAGUGACACCGGUCAACGACCAGCCGCCACUCAUCAGGAGCAGGGCCCCGAGUAUGAAGGUCGUUGUCGGUGAGAGUGUCGUACUGGGACCAGACAAUCUGCAGGUUGAGGACCAUGACACCCCUCCAGAGGAGCUGCACUACCUUGUGUUCAGCAAGCCAAACAACGGCUACCUGACGCUGGGGGAGAGGCUGGAGCCGGUGACCUCCUUCACCCAGUAUGACGUCAACCACGGCCGCCUGCACUUUAUACAGCAGGGAGAACCCUCAACAGGUGUUUUCCACUUUAACGUAACCGACGGUCAUCAUCGUCCACUCUACAAGAUGUUUAGUUUGGAGGUGAUAAAGCCCUCCGUCUCCAUGGUGAACAACACUGGCCUGUCAUUGGUUCAAGGCAAGACCGCUGUGGUCCUGACAACCAACCAGUUUGCAGCUCAGACCAACAGUCGCCGGCAGGUCAACAUCACCUACUCCGUCACCGCACACCCUCGCCACGGACGCAUCGCCAUUAACGACCAGGAAGUCACAACCUUCCGCCAUGAGGACUUGCAGUCAGGACGUGUCGUCUAUCACAUGACUGAUCUCAGCGAAUCAGAGGACAGCUUCCAAGUCUCAGUGUCAGCCUCGUCACCCGGCGUUGACUUCGGAAAUGUGACAGCACAGAUGGUGAAUGUAACUGUGAGGCCUCUGAUCUACCUGAGGGAGCAGGUCAGAGUGCCCAGUGGUAUCGCCGUGAAGCUCGGGAAAGCCAUGAUCGAUGCCUCCGAGCUGGCGAGAAUCAGCCGAGCCGACCCGGUCUUUCAGGUUCUGUCACCUCCGAAACACGGGAAACUAGUCAAGAUGACCUCUGACCCGAACCGAGCAUCAGAGGUGCUGAAGUCAUUUACGUUCAGCGAUGUGGUGCAGGGCCGGGUCGCCAUCGAGGAGACUCUCAGUGACAGUGACAGCAAAUCAGCACUCGCAUCGGCUGGAGGCCACGCCCCCGCCACACCUCUCAAUGAUUCGUUCAUCUUCAUGCUGAGGGCUGGAAACGUCCAACCGGCGAAGGGCGAGCUCCACUUCACCAUUUAUCCCCACCACCAGAUGCAUCGUGGUCCAAGCAGUUCAAAUACAGACGGUACGAGUCGUGAACAAACGACGACCCAACUUCCAACACAGAAUAAGACGACCGGAAGGGGAGGCGGGCGAGGGGGUUCCACGGCGGUCAGCGGGGACCGGGUUGGUUUGCCCCCCCACAUUUUGUCACAUAAGAACCAGAACAGGACACAGCACAAGUUGAGGCCUCACAGCCGCUGGGGGAAUCACACACGCAGCGGCAGUCACGGAGGAAGAUCGGGGGGUCGUGCAGAGGGAAUGGGUCGCGGCCCACAGCCCCACACUCCUUCUGACUCAGACAAGUAUGCUCCAGCAAUCCCUCCCGACAUACAACCGGUCCACGUUGAGAUCCUCCCUCGGCCCGCCUCCGACCCUCUCCUCAUUAUCCUGCCGCUGCUGGCUUGUUUGUUCCUCAUUAUAAUCCUCGUCGUUUUGAUUUUGGGGUUCCGCCGCCGCAAGGAGAAACAGGCCCGGCUGCGGCUCCUCCAGCAGCUCGCUGCAGUGACAAUACCCCCCGGGGGCAGCCCGUACCUGGGCCGGGCAGAGCGGAGCGUGGCUAUGCCCUCCGUGGUGGUCACCCCGCUGGGCCCUACAAGCUGCCCAAGCUCCCCUAGGAUACCUUUAAAUCCCAGAAGGAGGAGUCUGGCCCCUGGGGUGACCUUCUGGGGGCCAUUUGAAGCUGAUGGAGCAGGUGGAGAUGGAAAAAUUAGAGGUGGUAAGAUUAUUGAAAAAGAUAUGGUAAAUGCAGGAUUCCAAACAGCUCUGAGAUCUAGGUCCUCUACUCCGACUCUUAAAGGAAACCAGUACUGGGUUUGAUGGACGAAUUCCAAAGAUAUGUGCCUAAAAGGUGUUUUUUAGUUGUAUUAAUAGAACAUGUCCAUGGGACAUCUGUAGUCAUCUGUAGGCACAUCAACUUAAAAAGAAUAUGCACAUUAGGUAAAAGAGAUACUGUUGGGGCACUGCUCCUUUUUUUGUAGGAAAAACUUCUUUGUUGUCUUAACAAUGUACCGAAAAACUGUUAUUUAAUCCGUAAAACAUCCCCCCGCUCCAUAGGAGCUGUAAUUGUACUUCAGUGAUGUGACACUAGCACGGCCACCAUUGGUUCUUUUAUGCAAAAACGUAAUCGUAUAGCAAUCCGCCUGACUGAUUCCUCAAAGCACCGAUUGUAACUUCUAUAGCUCUGACGAAGAAAGCACAACUUUUGAAGUGUGACCGAACAAGGGAGUAAAACGUAGUAUUGUUAUUGUAUUUAUUAUAAACAAUUAAAUGUAACUGAAUUGUAGCUCAAAAGAGUUAGUAGUGUAAAUGGUUAUUGACACCACUCAACUGCAAUAUUGCCACUGUACAGUGUUGAUGUGUUCAACACCUUGUAUGUCAGCUGGUAUCAUACUGCUUGUGUGUAGAUGUGACUAAAAGCACUGUAAGCUUCCAAAUCUAUGCAUGCAAACUGUUUUCUAUGACGACCACCCCUUUGUAGCUGCUGUGCACACUUUUCUGUUUCCCUUGUGUGACGUUGUCACAGCUCAAGGCAGUGAGUUGUCAUGUAACCUCUUCUCAUAAAACAUACAGUAUUAACAAUAUACAGUGAGAUGUAGACACUGGUAGCUUCCUCACUUCUCGAUUGACUCCAACAUUUGCCAAGCACUGAAAGAUUUAUUUUUAAUAAAAAAUAUUUCCUAAA
Pseudoliparis swirei is the source of this 8593-nucleotide messenger RNA. Its product is annotated as chondroitin sulfate proteoglycan 4-like. NCBI's taxonomy places the organism in Eukaryota, Metazoa, Chordata, Actinopteri, Perciformes, Liparidae. The record is from RefSeq and is a predicted model, not a curated record. The coding region runs from base 112 to 7728 and encodes 2538 amino acids. The transcript is spliced from 23 exons.